AUGUCUGACCACGGCCGCCAGGAUCUGUCCGACAAGGUCGCUCACAAGGCUACCCCAGACUCCAGCAAGUCCACCCUCGACAAGGCUGGCGAGACCGUCAGCGGCAUUGCCGACAAGGCCGGCCGUGACGCCGUUCCAGACAGCCACAAGUCUACCGGUCAGUCCCUCGGCGACAAGGCUUCCCGCACCAAGGAUGAAGCCAAGGGCGAGCCAGGCAUGAUGGACAAGGCCAAGGACGCCGUCGGCCUCGGAAAAUAG
Ramularia collo-cygni is the source of this 258-nucleotide messenger RNA. RefSeq lists its product as uncharacterized. NCBI's taxonomy places the organism in Eukaryota, Fungi, Ascomycota, Dothideomycetes, Mycosphaerellales, Mycosphaerellaceae. Bases 1 to 258 code for a protein of 85 amino acids. The transcript is spliced from 3 exons. The record is from RefSeq and is a predicted model, not a curated record.